Molecule: messenger RNA, 1631 nt
Organism: Equus caballus (horse)
Lineage: Eukaryota; Metazoa; Chordata; Mammalia; Perissodactyla; Equidae
Source: RefSeq, a predicted model, not a curated record
AUGGACAGCAAGGUAACAUCUAAACAAUUUAUCAUACUUAGCGGACGCCCACAGACAGAGCCUCUCCGUCCAGAGCUCACCGGAACGCGCCGCAGUCGCCAAGCCGGUGAGAAGAGGAGGACGCUGGGCCGUUUUCCAGAUCAAACGCUCCUCCCUUUGGAGGAAGGACUCGAGGUUGCUUUGGCAGCUUUUGCAGACAGGCGCACAGCGGCUGCAGAAAAGCCUCCCCCACGGGGGCCCCGAUACACAGGCCCGACCAGCGCGGCGGAGAGGGCAGAGGCUCUCGGGGGCACCGCGGGGGCCCCAGGAAGCCUCGGGCGCGGGUCCGAGCGGGGCUCAGGCGCCGCGAUCCCCAGAGGCCGGAGGGGCCCGGGCGGAGCGCCGAGACUUGACGCCGACACACGGGAAAACCUAGAGGGGAGCAAACGGAGACGGACUUCCGCUUCCGGUUUCCGCCCCGCGCUCAGCGUAAGGGGCGGGGCUUCCGGAGCUCAGGGAUCAGGAAGAAGUGCUAUGGAGAUGGGGUCGAACGGGGGCGGCGGCUGCUUGCGCCCAACAGGCAGGCGUGCUGUUGGACCUGGAUCCAGAGCAGGCUUUUCAAAUAGACCAGGGCCAGAGGGCAGGACCCGAGCUGGAGGACCGAGCGGAGCGCUGGGGACCGAGUUAGAAGCCGGCCGGACGCGGAGGGCGGGGCUUGCGUCGUGGCUGUCCCGGGAGGGCGUGGUUCGGGGCGGGGUCAGAGCCCAGGCUUUGUGUACCGACUGCGGGAAGCUCAUUAAAGGCCUUUCGACUGGCCUUUCUCGUGAUUUCUUCAGCCCGAUGCAGCGGUGUGCACAUGUUCGCAAAGAUGAUACGAUGCUAUACAUGGAAAACCCUAGAGAAUCAAUGAUAAAAUUAAUUCAAACAAUAGAAGAAUUCAGUAAGUUAGCAAGAUAUGGAAUUGUCGUCUGGAAAUCAAUAGCCUUCAUCUACCCAAACAGUAACCAGAGGUCAUCAAGAAGGUGUGACUGCCAGUUGAUACUCAGCUGGACCCAGACAAUCGGAGGCUCCCCACUUCGUCCCCUGUCCUUGGAGUAUGCAUUCUGCUUGCCUUCCCUGUUUCCAGAAACUGCCCCAAAUUCAGCCUUGAGAUAGAAAUGUGGUGCUGAGACUAUCUAGAUGGUGUAUGCGUGACGGAACUCAGUUAAGGCCUCUGUAUAAACUUUUAAGAUUUGCUGGGCAGGUGCAGAAAACUACUCAUCUUGCAGCCGCCCAGACGAGCCUCGUAAGUAAGUUCCCUUACUCAUUAGAACUGCCACCUCCCAGUCUGGAGUGGUUUCUCUCUUUCUUUGGUCUCUUCUUGCCCUCUGAGUGUGGGGGCUGGUUUUAGAUUACACCCAAGAAGCUCCCAAGGAGACGGCAAACCAAUACCAUUGAGUCUAAAAUUAUUUUAAAAUAAAGUUUUUAAAAUUCUAUUAUGAUUAAUUUGGGGUACUGUUCAACCUUUGGCAUGUGUCUAAAAUGCCUGCUUGAUAUCUCCACUACUGUGAGAAUUGUGUUAAUUUUGAGAUGCCCAAAACUAAAUUCGUGAUUUCUCCCAAUACCCACUCCUACCCAGUCUUAUCCCAUUUCAAUAAAUGACAAUUCCAUUA